This is a messenger RNA of Drosophila gunungcola (fruit fly), 3136 nucleotides long. Its product is annotated as structural maintenance of chromosomes protein 4-like. The coding region runs from base 77 to 2677 and encodes 866 amino acids. The record is from RefSeq and is a predicted model, not a curated record. The transcript is spliced from 3 exons. Gene Ontology annotation, biological process: mitotic chromosome condensation. Lineage: Eukaryota; Metazoa; Arthropoda; Insecta; Diptera; Drosophilidae.
UGUCACCACUACUUCCUAACUUUCUUUGGCGCCUGAUAUACAAGCAAGUUGGUUUAGUUUUGAAAAGGAGGAAAAAAUGCAUAAGGCCAAUAACAGCAAGGGCACGCUCCAGAGAGCCCAGACGGGACGUCCGCGCGCUCAGUUCCAGGUGCCGCAACCAACUGCCCAGCAGCAAAUGUGCGCCCAGCAAGAGCAGGAGGAGGACGCCCGCAAGACAAUCAUAGGCGCUAUGUACUCCAUGGACGUCAUUAUCGCCAUGCACACCAAGAACGCCGUGGACGAUGACCAGACCUUCUUUGACGAGAAUGGCCUUAUCCGCUUCAGCGGCAUAUUCAAUCUGCCUCCUGUGCCGUCAGAUUGCUUUAUGGUGAAUGCGGGACCGCGGCUGAUCGUUGUGAGGAUUUUAAUAACAAAUUUCAAGAGCUUUGCCGGCGAAGUGAAAGUGGGACCGUUCGACCAGAGUUUGACGUCCAUCAUUGGACCGAAUGGCUGCGGCAAGAGCAACAUCAUCGACGCCAUGAUGUUCGUCUUUGGCUGCCGUGCGAAUCGCAUACGCUGCAGUCGCAUCUCAGCCCUGAUCCACUCGUCCUCGCAAUUCCUCAAUGUGGAAAAUUGCUCGGUGGAAGUGCACUUGAAGCAGAUUGUGGACCGGGCCGACGGCAGCUGCGAGGAUGUGCCGAGCUCCGGCUUUGUCAUCGAACGCACAGCCAAGUCGGACAACUCGUCCUACUAUCAGAUCAACGAAAAGCGGGCCCAGCUCAAAGAUGUGGCCAAACUGCUAGCGCAGCACGGUGUGGAUCUGGCGCACAGUCGCUUCCUUGUCCUGGACAGCGAAGUGGAGUCCAUUGCCAUGAUGAAGCCAAAGGGGCAGACGGAAAACGAAACGGGAAUGCUGGAGUUGCUGGAGGAGAUUGUGGGCACCCAAUGCUAUGCUCGCCCUAUGCAGCAGCUCACCAAGAGGGUGGAUCAGCUCUCCGACGAACACGCGGUGAAGCUCGCCCGCUGCAGGGUUGCCGAGCUCGACAUGAAGGCUCUGGAGCAGCGCUUCAACAAGGCCGUCGACUAUCUGAAGAAGCAGAACGAGAUGAUGCACACCAAGUCCGUCCGCAUUCAGAAAAUUCUAGGCAUCGAGAGGACCAAGAUGAAGCAGUACACCAAGGAGCACGAAACGUUCGGGAAAGAGAUCGAAACCCACGGCAAGGGAACUGCUGCCCUCAGACAGCAACGGGCCGAGAUGGAGGCCGCAUUCCGCAAGGAAACCGAAGCCUACGAGUCGUUAGAGAAAAGGUGCGAACAAAUCAAGAACAGGCUGGUGACCGCCGAGAGGGACCACACCGUAAUCCAAAUGACCAUAAAGGCCACAAACGAACAGCGCAACAGCGCUGUCUCUGCAAACAAUCGUAAUCUUCGGGAGGACAUAAAAGCGGAAGAGGAGAGAUUGAAAUCGUUGGACGAGGAUCGCAAGAAGUGUCUUAAGCAGAAGGAAAAGCUCGAAAAGGAAGCCGAUGGCGCCAAAUCGCAUUCCGCCGAAAUCAAGAGACAAAUCGAUGGGAUCACUCAGAAGAUAUUUAAAAGAAACAUCGAUCGCAUUGAUAUGGACGCCAAAUUGCAGGCGGCUGAAAAGAAACUGAACGAGUUGAUGGGGCAUAUUUACGAAUGGCAGUACCAGCUGCUCUCAUUGAAACUCAACGAGAUUCCCGGAGAUACGCAGCCACAGGCAGAGCCCCUUAGAGAGCUCAGUGAGGAGGAGCUGGAAGCCGAGAACCUGGAGGCGCUGCAGCAUAAGCAAACGGUGCUGGAGGCAGAGUUGAGGGCAACCAAGCCCAACCUGAGAUGCAUCAAGGAGUACAACGAGAAGUGCAUCGUCUACCGGGAUCUCGUCCGUGUCCUGGAGGACAUUAACGCCAAGCGAACUGAGUUGUGGGACAAAUACUCGGCGGUGCGUAAGCGUCGCUAUAAGGAGUUUAUCGAUGGAUUCCAUAUCAUCACGCGAAAACUAAAGACCGCAUACCAGUUGCUUACGAUCGGCGGCGACGCCGAUCUAGAGCUGGUGGACUCCAUGGACCCGUUCAACCAAGGUGUGAAUUUUACGGUGCGGCCUCCCAAGAAGAGCUGGAGUCGCAUCUCGAAUCUCUCAGGCGGUGAGAAGGCUAUUUGCUCGCUGGCUCUGAUAUUUGCACUGCACCACUACAAGCCUUCGCCGCUGUACGUCUUGGAUGCAGUCGAUGCGUCGCUAGAUUACAAAAAUGUGGCUUGUGUUGGCGCGUAUAUUAAGAAAUUUAUGAGGAACACCCAGUUCAUUGUUAUUUCACAUCGUCCAAACACGUUUGAACUGGGCAACGUUGUGCUGACCUUAACCAGUUCCAACAACUGCACGGAGUCGGUGACCGUACGUAACCAUCCGGGCGAGCUGUCCCAACUGCCCGGGCUGCCCACUAAGCAGCCAAUGAAUCCGAACGGUCAGGAUGUGGGUGAAACCAUCGCGCAGGAUCAAACCUCGCCACCCGAGAAUAAUGAGAACGAGUCACCGAACUCUCAAGCCGGACCUUCCCAACAAGUAACCCAAAUGGGCCAUCAGGUGGACGAAGAAACACCCUCUACCUCUGCUCAGCCCAAGGAGCGCAUUCAGGGCAAGGCACGCGGAACUAAGAGAAAUCACCGCAAGGAGCCCUUGUAAGCCGUCAGCUAGGAAGAGAAACUACUUUUGCUCCGACAAUUAAAAACACGGAGCACAAACUGUGUUGAGCGCGCCAUUUGAAGUCCCGCAUGCCCCGCAAAGAUUCUCCACCUAUGUUAAUUUGAUAAUCCUUAUCUUAUACCCACAUGUGGGUAAUGCUUUAAAGCAAAACAAUCAAAAUCAAAAUUAUUCCAUUCCAUUAUUGGCUGGUUGUAGCUCGAUUGAGGCCCGUUUACUCAACUUCAAGUUAGGCUGCAAGUUGCAAACGGCCAAAAUAGUUAUUAUAUAUUCAUUUGAAAGUUGGUGGGUAAACGGACUUUGAUUUGAUGGCCACAGCUGAUAUACUUAUUUACUUAUUUACAUGAAGAAAAACAUGAAACAAUACUUGUUCUUUAAGAACAAUAACAGCAACCAAUGAAUGGUUAAUUUCUGAACACCAAAAAUAAAAUGUUUACUUCA